ACGCGACGGGAGAGAAGGAGCCCGACGUGGAUCGAGCCGUCCAGACCACGAGGCGCCAACGGCCGGAGCCUGCCCGCUUCGUGGACGCUCCGGGACAUGGAGCCCAACAGUCCCCGCAAGAUCCAGUUCACGGUGCCGCUGCUGGAGCCACAUCUCGACCCGGAGGCGGCGGAGCAGAUCCGAAGACGUCGCCCAACACCCGCUACCUUGGUCCUGAGCAGUGACCAGUCAUCACCAGAAAUUGAUGAAGACCAUCUCCCCAACCCUCUGUUGAAGCCAGGGCUAUCAAUGUCACCAAGGCAGAGGAAGAAGGUUUCUCGCACCACCCCCACCAUGAAAGAGCUCCAGAUGAUGGUUGAGCACCACCUCUGCAAGCAGCAGGCAGAUGAGGAUGAUGGCAGCACUGGGAACCAGGAACAGCACAGCCCAAGCUGCUGCCCUCACACUGGCUCAGAACCUGGACACAGUCCCGGGAGUUGCCCUUUGGCCCAAGCCCACACUCAGCUGGAGUCCCAGCAGAAUGAACACGCUGCCCUGGAGGAACAAGGAAGCGUCACCGGAGCCUGCUGCACAGACAGUCUUGUGAACGCGAGGCCAGAUUUGUCUUCAGAGAAGCAAGGCGUCCAUAUACCACCGGAGGACCCUGCAGGGAAGGAGAAGCUGGCCAAGGAGUGAUUCUCUACUUCAGGCAUGGAAGCGCAGACGGGGCUUGUGCCUACCAGAUGGAAUACCACACGAUUGUUUUCUUUCUUUUUAAAUGAUUGUGUUUUUUUAAGGUUUCAUUUGGCUGUUCAAAUGUUGGUAAUGUUUUUCUUCAUUUUUGCUUUUUUGGCCCAAGGCCAAUGGUGAGGGUGGGUGGGUGGAUCUAUUCAAUGUUGAUUUUGGCAUUAGGUCGCAGAGAGCACUGAAAAGUUUUUCUCGGAGCUGAAGAACCCUCUUUUUACACCGGCCUCAUUCUCCCAGACAGAUAAAGCUGUUAAGCCAUGAGCGCUCUCCCACUUUAGACUGCAGGUGGCAGUUCGUAUAACUGAAGACCAUGCAAAAUAAUUAUUUUCCUAUAAAAUAAUUCUAGAAAGUUAGCUUUUUCUCUGUGUGCAGUGUUCCUCCCCAAACAGUUUCUUUUUUCAUGUGCUGUGGGAGAGAUCUGAGCCACGGAUGAGAAGCUAUUCUGCAUUAGUGUUUUCAUAGCCUUCAGCUGCAUCCUGAACUUUCUGUUGCUCCCGCCUAUAACCAUGGCAUAGUAUAUGCUGGAAGAACCCACAGCUCUUCCUAGCAUGCUCCAGAAAGGAAGGAAUUGGUCCCCAAAUAGGGGAGUCCUUUCUGCUUUUUUUCAAGAGUAAGCCCCCAUUAGUAAUUAUGAUUACUCUUCAGGUCUCACUUUUCUCAGUUGUGUAGUACAGGAAGCAUCUUCGGUCGUCUCCCUUCCCAAAACUUAACUGCCCAUUAGGUGAGGGGAGUCCAGGCAAAUGGCAGGCUCUUCCCAUCCUUUCUGAUACCCCCCAGCCCCCUCUUCCACAUCUGGCUGAGCUGCCCUAACUUUGGGAAUAGUGCCAUACAGCAGUGCCUUCCGAGAGGUGAGCAAUGACUUUCCUCCCUUGACAACCACCAACAGGCCUAAUUUGUGUGUGCAUAACCUCCAAUAGUCGCCACACAUGAAGAACAGGUAAGCUUGUUUUGGGCGCAACAAGAGCAAGCUCUGUUAAAACUGUAACAGCUGCCUAAAAUGGCAGUCUCUCUUUCCUUUUCCUGCUAGACACACUGUCGGUAUUUUCGGGGCUGGCCCUCCCAUUAAAUACACGGAGGCAGUCCCCUCAAGGAGCAGAAGUUGGGAGGGAGUGGCAGCAACCCCUGGAGGCUUGUGGGCCACGUGGCUGCUCCUCUGCCCACUAAGCAAGCCUUCAGUUGUGGUGGAGGAGCGAUGUGACUGCCCCCCAGUCUGCUUUUGUAUGAGGAGUGGGAAGGGUAUCCCCUUGUUCUUCACCCCAGGCAGCAAAAUGUCCCCAGCCAUUUAUUUGUUUUAAAGGUUUCUCUUACACCGGGGUGGGCAACGUGUGCUCUCCAAAUGUUAUGGUCUACAGCUACCAUCAGCUCUCACCACUGGCUAUGCUAGCUAGGGCCAAUGGGAGUUUUCAGCCAAACCACUGGGCAGGCAAAAAACAGAGAAUUAAUGCAGUGCGGCUUAGGUGUGGCGUUAAACAGAGUUGGUCAGUGGCUCCCUUGGUUGUGGCCCUGGCACUUCCCCACCGUUAGCCCACCUCAACUAAAACAGGUAGUUACAACCUGGCUACAUAUAUGAGAGAGAUCAGAGAUCCAACAACUAGGAUUUGCUGUCCAUUUUGCAUCCUCAAGCUCUGUCCACAGUUUUCUAUCUCUAGCUCACCAUUCUGGAGUCUGCCCCACCCUGCCCCAACAUGCAGGUUAAUCCUGCUUCUUUUAUUAAGCUGGUUGUCUUAAUUUGGCAUGUUCCCAAAUCAGUGGUGGUUUGUGUAGUGUUGAAGGCGGUGUAUGGACAAUGCAGCAGUCCAAAAGGCUGUCAAGGGUGAACCUCUUUUCCUUGGUCUACAACGCUGCCUCCACUCUGAUCUAUAACAGCAGAAACCAGCAUCUGUCUCAAAUGUUAGGAAGUAAACCACGGAGGCUGCUUAUUUCUAAGCAAAGCCAAUAUGAGCGCAAAGUCUUCUGAAAUUAAAGAAUCACCUAACAACAAAGGGCUGGUGAGUGUUCCAGCUUCAUAGGAUAGCUCUCUUGGUGAUGAGGCUUCUGCAAUUGACAGAUUUCUGUUGCUGGAAAUAGAUUACAAUUGCAGGUUGACAGCUUGAAGCUGCAUGUUUCCUGGGCAUUUUCAAAUGCAAUUAUAUGGUUACCAAGGCUGCAGUCCUGUGCACGUUUACCUGUGAGAGAGAGAGACCCACUAAAGACAGUCAAAAUUACUUCCAAGGAAGCACAUAUAAGAUUGAGCUGUAAGACCUGUAGCUUGCAUAUCAGCUUUCCCCUGCCUAACGCCUCCAUCCCAGGUGAAGGGUUGGACUUCAGCUCCCAUUAGCCCUGGCCAGUAGGGUAAGUGGUCAGGAAUCCCAAACCUGGAAGGCACCAGUUUGAGAAAAGUUCUUCUUCUGUGGAAGUAGCAUUAGUAUAACUUCAGAAUCAUUGCUGAUCCCCUAAAGCAGAGCUGGAGAGUCUGUAGAUGUUGUUGAACUAUCUCACAUGCACACACACCCUGUGUCAUUUGCCAUCUUAGCUGGGGCUGAUGGCAGUUGUAGUGCAACAACAGCUGGAUUGACACAGGUUGCCCAACCUUGCCCUCGUAAUUUACAGUUUUAUGAAAUGGUUACUAGAAAUUUCUCUCCCUGUCCCAGAGAAGGUUGAGGAAUGGAAACUAUUGCAGUUAAUACCACUUUUAACCUAUCUCUAAGUUGCAAUCCUAUACAUGUUUAAAUGGGGAGAAACCUCCCUGCAUCCCCUAGCCAUCAUUGUUUGUUUGUUUCAUCAUGAACAGGUUUGGGCCUCUAGUGCAUUUUUACAUUGAUAGAGGGCUGGGCAAGCCUUGGUCCUCCAGAGGCUGGGUAACCACAGCUGCAAUAUGCUCUUCUCACUGGCUAUGCUGGGUCGAGUGGAUGGGAUGCGUAGCCCACUAACAACUGUGGGGGGGGGGGGGCACAGAUUCCCCACUCCUCCGGUUAAACAUUUAAAUUGCAUUUGGCUUAAAGUACUUGGUUGAAGUGGUUAAAUGCAAGGACAAUAUUACCCUGGUUAUUUUGUUUCUGUAAGAAUUUACAGCAUUCAUGCUUGGUGCAAAUAAGUGGUGUAGUAGGUAGUGGCUUGUUUGGAAACUGUGUUCAGCAAACACAAAGGUACAGGGGAAUGUCCAAGGCAAGCAAAACCAAAGAAGAAGUUGGGGAGCAACCUAGGCAUUGGUGCAGUGCAGUGCAGAUCCCCAAUCCCAAUGCGCCUCCCCCUUUCCCUUGGGUUUGCUUCCCAGUGAACAUUGUCAGGCUCACUGGUGCUUCGGAGGCCUACUGGAAUACGUGUACCAUAUUGCUCGGCUUCACUGGCCAAACUGGCCCUGGAGAUUCAGCUAUAUAGUGAUGCCUGCCUCUGCAUUCACAGGGAAUCAAGACCACUGUUAGAUUUCAGUUUGGUACAUGAAGUUCAAAUGGUGUCACAUUAAUCCUCUCCUUUGUGACAGGAGUGUGUGCUUGCAGCUUUAUUGAAAUCUCCAUGGAGGAUUAAAAAUAAACCUGCCGGAAAUUGGUUUCCUGGUCCUAAGCAGCACGAAAAGAGGCAGCAGCAUGUCACUGUACCUUUUGCACCAAAUAGAAUGUGGUGGAGGUGGGAAGUUAUUUUGUGUCAACAAGAAGCUUCAGGAGAGGCCUGCGCUUUCAUCUCAUAACUGUGGACACUCCCUUCAGAGUCUGGAAAUGAUGGAUCUAUUCCCCCAUCCUUGCAUAAGCUUUAUCAAGUCUCUGUUCUUCUCUCCACAAAUACUAUUGCCACUGCAGUUGCCUGCUCCCCUUGGCCACUGUCACAUUAAGAAUAAACCUGGCCAGCUGUUUGCUAGGAAUAUCACAGUGAGCUUGGGGUGGCUAUUAACUGUGAAGACAGGAGAUGGGCCGUGUAUCAGCAGUUGUUCCCAGAAACACCCCCUCCACUGUCCCAUUCCAGCCACAAGGCACAGCAGUUGGGGUUUUAAAACUCCUUUCUUCCUUUCCCCACCUAUCUCUGCUCAUGCUUACCACUGCCUCUUGCAAGCAGGGUUGCUUGCAGAAUUCAAUAUUUGUGGAUUCGGGUAUGUACAGCUUGGACACAAAAAUUGGAAUGCAGCUGUCGAUCAGAUUUCUCACUCCGACAAACCUUGAGAUAUCAUCUGUUUAAAAGUGCAUCUUUUGAAGAAAAAAAUACAUUCAAAAUAUGUCUCUAA
This is a messenger RNA of Varanus komodoensis (Komodo dragon), 4918 nucleotides long. It is a transcript of the gene PPP1R1A, whose product is annotated as protein phosphatase 1 regulatory inhibitor subunit 1A. The transcript has 7 exons. Gene Ontology annotation, molecular function: protein phosphatase inhibitor activity. Bases 97 to 675 code for a protein of 192 amino acids. The record is from RefSeq and is a predicted model, not a curated record. Gene Ontology annotation, biological process: intracellular signal transduction. Gene Ontology annotation, cellular component: cytoplasm. Lineage: Eukaryota; Metazoa; Chordata; Lepidosauria; Squamata; Varanidae.